Messenger RNA from Nicrophorus vespilloides, 1464 nucleotides. RefSeq lists its product as uncharacterized. The record is from RefSeq and is a predicted model, not a curated record. NCBI's taxonomy places the organism in Eukaryota, Metazoa, Arthropoda, Insecta, Coleoptera, Silphidae. Bases 316 to 1296 code for a protein of 326 amino acids. The transcript is spliced from 7 exons.
UGCAUUCAUAACAACAGUAGCGCGCUUCGUGUGCUUACAACACGUACGAACUUUUAAACCGCGUCUCCUCAAGUUCCUCUCUUGUUUCUAGUUUUCAUAGUGUUCAGUCGGUGUUUCAUAAAAUUUGGAUUAAAUUAGACUGAUUCAAACAUGGUCUAGCGUUAAAAAAUGAAUAAAUGAAAACUAAGUGGACAUUGUCGUCGUAUGUUUCGCGGUUUACUCUGGGCAGUCUUCGAUAAAAUGUAAACGGAGUAACGUUGCUUCGCGGUUUCGUGCCAAUUUUUGUUAUUGUUUGUUUGGUGAUCAGUUUGCGAAAUGGAUACGUCGAAACUCCAAAUAACGUCUCCUGCGUACACAAAUCAAACUCAAGGUGAUGAGGGGUCUUAUGGACCUGAGGGGUUGGUGUUACAACAGCAAUGGGUUACGUUAACUGCAAGCAUGUGGCCUAAACCAACCGCCUCUCCAAGAGGCUGGAGAAUUCCGACAGAUCGUUUACCGCUCCUUGCUGCCGUUUUUUGCGGAGCCGCACUAGUUGUCUGCUUGAUAUUUGCUUUCGUUGUCUACCGCUGCUGCAUCAUGCCUAGGAAAGAAAAACAUUACUGUAUGCGAAAAGCAGAUGGAAGUAAUAUUCCCAAUGCUCACAUUUCAUCGACGAACGGUCUUCCAUCAUACCCAAGUCAAUCAGCUGUGUAUGCAGAACCAAAGGGUCACAAUUGGGGCUACACUAAUCGCCUCGUUGCUACAAGCUCCAGUGCACAAUGGUUUCCGAAUCAGCAAAUCGUUACAUCGCCUCAAUGUACCCAUUGUCCCGGCAUUUGUCCAGUUCCACGUAGCAGCAGCGUUCCAGGUUCUUCUCCACAAGUAUCCGUUAUAAGAAAGCAACGACCAGUCAGUCAACCAAUCACUGGAUUGGUCUUGGACAAUGGUACUCUUUCCAAGCAAAUACCAAUGCCAGAAAUAUCCGAAUUUUCAGCUCAAAGUACCCAGUACGCUUCAAGCAGUAUUUUAGAUGAGGUUAGUGGCAAGGACUCAGAAAUAUCGCCGUCGACUACAUUAAAAACUCGUAGUCUUCCUGCGUGGGUCCGAUCUAAGCCUCGACCCCUAUCAACAGAAGACGACUUGAACGACCUCUACGCUAAGGUUAAUUUUAGUAAGAAACGAAAAAAUCGAAUGCGCAACGAUGAAGCCGCUAUUAUAGCACUCAGUAAAUCAAGAAGCCAAUUCCUACACAAAGACACCGAUUCUUUGGUUGACAAUGAAGCUGUUAUCGUUUACGACGAACGUACAGCCUUGUAGACAUAUACACAUAAACCAUAUCACAAUUACUGUGAAAUAAAAUAUUGACUAUACACAAAACCAUAUAAACCAUAGCAUAAGAAUAAUCAGUAGAUUGGAUACUAACUAGACAACACAGGCAAUAUUUAAAAAUAAUUUCUAAAAAAAUAUUUUAUUUCACUGUAAUUU